GCGGCUCGGCCGCGCAUGGACGCGCGCUCCCGCCUGCACCUAUGCUGCUUGGAGAUGACAACCAAAAGGAAGAUCAUCGGCCGCCUGGUGCCAUGCCGGUGUUUCCGAGGGGAGGAAGAGAUCGUGUCCGUGUUGGAUUACUCUCACUGUGGCCUGCAGCAGGUGCCAAAGGAGGUUUUUAAUUUUGAGAGGACCUUGGAGGAGCUUUACCUUGAUGCCAACCAGAUUGAAGAGCUACCCAAGCAACUGUUCAACUGUCAGGCUUUACGGAAGCUGAGCAUCCCUGACAACGACCUGUCCAGCCUCCCCACCACCAUCGCCAGCCUCGUGAACCUCAGAGAGCUUGAUAUCAGUAAAAAUGGAAUUCAAGAUUUUCCAGAAAAUAUCAAGUGUUGUAAAUGUUUAACGAUUAUCGAAGCCAGUGUGAACCCCGUGUCCAAGCUGCCAGAUGGCUUCACACAACUUCUAAAUCUGACCCAGCUCUAUCUAAAUGAUGCCUUUUUGGAGUUUCUUCCAGCUAACUUUGGAAGACUUGUCAAAUUGCGAAUUUUGGAGUUAAGAGAAAACCACUUGAAAACUCUACCAAAGUCAAUGCACAAACUGACUCAGCUGGAGAGACUUGAUCUGGGCAAUAAUGAAUUCUCUGAACUGCCUGAGGUUCUUGAACAAAUUCAGAAUCUAAAGGAACUGUGGAUGGACAAUAAUUCUCUGCAAGUGCUACCUGGGUCUAUAGGGAAGUUAAAACAGCUCGUGUACCUGGAUGUGUCCAAAAACAGGAUAGAAACUGUGGAUUUGGACAUCUCGGGAUGUGAAGGGCUUGAGGAUCUCCUGUUGUCAUCCAACAUGCUGCAGCAGCUGCCAGAUUCCAUUGGGCUGUUGAAGAGGCUGACAACUCUGAAAGUAGAUGACAACCAGCUCACAAUUCUGCCCAAUGCCAUUGGAAAUUUGUCUUUGUUAGAAGAAUUUGACUGCAGCUGCAAUGAAUUGGAGUCCCUGCCCUCCACCAUCGGGUACCUCCACAACCUGAGGACCUUGGCUGUGGAUGAGAAUUUCCUCCCGGAGCUGCCCAGAGAAAUUGGAAGCUGUAAAAACGUUACGGUGAUGUCUCUGCGCUCCAACAAGCUGGAAUUUCUUCCCGAUGAAAUUGGGCAGAUGCAGAAGUUGAGAGUGUUAAACCUGAGCGAUAACAGACUGAAGAAUUUACCCUUCACUUUUACUAAACUCAAAGAACUUGCAGCUUUGUGGCUUUCUGACAACCAGUCCAAGGCUCUCAUCCCACUGCAGACGGAGGCACAUCCUGAAACCAAGCACGACGUGCUGACCAACUACAUGUUCCCCCAGCAGCCCCGCAGUGAUGAAGAUUUCCAGUCGGACAGUGACAGUUUUAACCCCACUCUGUGGGAGGAGCAGAGGCAGCAGCGCAUGACUGUGGCAUUUGAGUUUGAAGACAAAAAGGAAGAGGAGGAAAACCCAGGGAAAGUUAAAGUUGAAAUAAAUCUAAAACGUUACCCCACUCCCUACCCGGAGGAUUUAAAGAAUAUGGUCAAAUCAGUCCAAAACCUGGUGGGCAAACCCAGCCAUGGAGUGCGGCCUGAGAACUCUGCACCCGCUGCCAACAGUGACCAAGGGGUGAAAGACAAGUAUGAGCACAAAUGGCCCAUGACACCCAAGGAGAUUUCAGUGGAGGAUGCCUUUGGACAUCCUGCCAGUGAGAUGAGGAUAGGGGAGCUCCGUCCUUCCAUGCCUGAGACUCCAUUGUACCCCCCCAAACUCGUUCUGCUGGGUAAAGACAAGAAAGAGUCGACAGAUGAGUCUGAAGCAGAUAAGAUCCAUUGUCUGAAUAACAGCGUUUCCUCAGGCACUUACUCAGACUAUUCCCCUUCCCAGGCUUCCUCAGGGUCCUCCAAUGCGCACGUUAAAAUGGGCUCCUUGCAGACAACGGCUAAAGAAGCAGUGAAUAACUCUCUGUGGGGGAACAGGCUGGCACAGUCGUUCCCACAGCCCCUGGAGACCAAGCCAUUGCUGAGCCAGCGGGAAUCGGCUCCAGCCGGGAACCUGCCAGCGCGACCGGAACGGCGCCCGCUGAGUGACACGUUCACCGAGGGCUGGACUGACAGUUCCCACUACGACAACACAGGGUUUGUGGCCGAGGAAAGCGCGGUGGAGAACCCCAGCGCCAACCCCCUGCUCACCACCAAAUCGAGGAGCUCAUCUGCACACGGGCGCAGGCCACUGAUCCGACAGGACAGGAUAGUUGGCAUCCCUCUGGAGCUGGAGCAGCCGACGCUCAGAAACACACACGAAUCUGAAGUGCCUCCUCCCAAUCCUUGGCAAAAUUGGACCAGAACCCCUAGUCCCUUUGAAGACAGGACAGCUUUUCCUUCCAAACUGGAAAGCACCCCCACCACCAGCCCUUUGCCUGAGCGGAAAGAUCAUGUCAAAGAGUCUCCUGAAAUGACAAGUACUUUCCCUCCAGGAAUAGCAUGGGAAUAUCACGACUCAAACGCUAACAGAAGCCUCACAAACGUCUUUUCCCAUAUCCACUGUCGCCCAGAUCCUUCCAAAAACGUCAUUUCCAUCAGCAAGAGUACAGAGCGGCUUUCCCCAAUGAUGAGGGAUUUAAAAACGAACAAGUUUAAGAAGUCUCAGAGUAUCGAUGAGAUAGACAUUGGUACAUACAAGGUGUACAACAUCCCCCUAGAAAACUAUGCAUCCGGGAACGAUACUGUAGGGCCUCACGAGAGGGUGGACAAGCUGCUGGGCCCGGAGCAUGGCAUGCUGAGCAUGUCCCGCAGCCAGUCUGUGCCCAUGCUGGACGACGAGCUGCUGACCUACGGCAGCGUCAAGGUGCAGCCGCAGCAGAAAUCGUCUGUCACCAAGAAAGUCUACCAGUUUGACCAAAGCUUCAACCCCCAGGGUGCUGUGGAGGUCACGGCUGACAAGAGACUCCUGCCGCCCUUCCAGCUCAACCCCGAAUACAUCCCCCAGCCACCCAAAAACCUGCCCCAGGAGCUGGUGAGCCCGCGGGGGUACCGCGGGUAUGCACCCGUGGAGCCCAUGUUCUCCUUCUCGCAGCCCUCGGUGAGCGAGGAGCCUGUGGGGCCCCCCUUUGGCAGCCAGGGCACACGACCAGGCUUCCUGCGCAGGGCGGAUUCCCUGGUCAGCUCCACCGAGAUGUCCAUGUUCCGCAGGGUCAGUGAGCCCCAGGAGCUGCCCCCGGGCGACAGGUACGGCCGGGCCCCGUUCCGCGGGGCGGCCGAGCGCCAGAGCGGCAUGGCCGUGCCCGAGGCACAGUUCCUCAAGCGCAACGGGCGCUACGAAGACGAGCUCCCUUCCUACCAGGAGGUGAAAGCCCAGACUGGGAGCUUCCCAGUUAAAAACCUCACGCAAAGGAGGCCCUUGUCCGCACGAAGCUACAGUACAGAGAGCUACGGCACAUCCCAAACCCGGCCCGUCUCAGCGAGGCCGACAAUGGCAGCGCUGCUGGAAAAGAUUCCGUCAGACUAUAACUUGGGUAACUAUGGCGACAAGCCUUCCGAUAACAGUGAUAUAAAGCCAAGGCCUCCCCCUGGGAAGGGAAAUGAGAGCUGUGCUAAAAUGCCCGCUGACUGGAGACAACAGCUACUUAGACAUAUAGAAGCUAGAAGGUUAGACAGGACCGCUGCUUACAAACACCACACAGUUAGCCUUGGCAUGCUGCACUCUGGAGGGGUUUCAGCAAUGCAUGCCGGCCGAAGCAUGACUUUAAACUUGCAGACUAAAUCUAAAUUUGAAAACCAAAUGCUUCAAGAGCUACCUCUACCGAAAACCCCGUCGCAGCAGAGCAGCAUCCUGGACAACGGGCAGGACGAGGUGUCCGUGGGCAGCCAGUGGAACCCGUACCCGCUGGGGCGGCGGGAUGUGCCCCCCGACACUGUCACCAAGAAGGCAGGUAGCCACAUCCAGACCCUCAUGGGAUCCCAGAGCCUGCAGCACCGGAGCCGGGAGCAGCCCUACGAGGGGAGCAUGAACAAGGUCACCAUCCAGCAGUACCAGCCACCGCUGCCCAUCCAGAUCCCGGCAGCACAGAGCUCCCGAGCCCCCCAGACCGGGCGGUGCCUCAUCCAGACCAAGGGCCAGCGGAGCACCGACGCCUACCAGGAGCAGUUUUGUGUGAGGAUAGAGAAGAAUCCUGGCCUGGGGUUUAGUAUCAGUGGUGGAAUAAGUGGACAAGGAAAUCCAUUCAAACCUUCCGAUAAGGGUAUCUUUGUUACUAGGGUUCAGCCUGACGGCCCCGCGUCCAGCCUGCUCCAGCCCGGGGACAAGAUCCUGCAGGCCAAUGGACACAGCUUUGUACAUAUGGAACACGAGAAGGCUGUGCUUCUACUGAAGAGUUUCCAGAACACAGUAGACCUUGUUAUUCAACGUGAGCUUACUGUCUAAAUAUUUUUUAUAAAUAGUAAAUAUGUCUAGCCAGAUCUAAUGUUCAAACAGAUUUAUACAUAGGAAACCAAUUUUUGCCAAUUGCUGGACCAAUGGCAAACAGUAGUGCCAAAUGUAUAAUACUCUAUGUUAGUACCAAUCAUCGGGAAAAAUAUAUUAACUAUAUAAAUAUAUUGUUCAUGUGGCUCCGUAUUAGUUUUACUUGUCAGCCUCUGGCUGUGCAUUGGUGCGUUUUUUUAAUCAAGUUACUUCUUAAAGUCAAUUUCAUAUAAUUUCAGAACACAGAAGCACAUACAAAUCCUUUAGGAAUUCUGCUGUCCAUCAGAAACACUGCCUCAGAGUUGUAUAUGCCUUUAUAAAGAUGAACUAUAUUAACCUGUACUUCCCAUGAAAUAUUUCUAUCAUGUCACAUACAAAAGUAUAGAGAAAAAAAUAUUUUCAUAAACACCUCAAAGAAAUAUAUUAAAUUAAAUUUAAUAAUGUUCAUUUAUUUUCAAUGCAAAGAUAUUCUAUGCCUUAUGAAAAUACCUGUACAUAUGCCGUGUGUAUAGUUGGCUCCGUAGGGAUCAGGAACAAUUCAUAUACAGGGUGAGAGACUUCUGAAAUUGAACUCUGGGACCUCGGUACAAAAACCCACAUGGAAAUGGGUGAACUUCCUUUGGAAUGGGUUAAAACUUCCUUUAGGAUGCGUUAACUUCCUUUGGAAUGGGCCAGGUUGGAUGGACCUUGGAGCGAUCUGGUCUAGUGGAAGGUGUCUCUGCCCAUGGCAGGGGAUGGAAUGGGAUGAGCUCUAAGGUCCCUUCCAAGCCAAACCAUUCUAUGAUUCUAUGAUUCUGACUUCCUUUGGAAUGGGUUAACUCCCUCUGGAAUGGGUUAAUCCCUUUGGUUUGGCACUUCCCAUGGAUUCCAUGUGCACACACUACAGGAGAACCCCGAGGACAGGCAGGUUUGGCGCACAGAUGGAGGAAGGUUGUGAUGGUGGCAGUAAAACUUCUUUUGUUGCUGCUAAUUUUAUUAUUUCACUUUUUUAAUUUCCAAUUCGAGGCCCUUUACUCACAUCCCCCAUUCCCAUGGACAUUGUUGUGUAUCUUCACUGGCUCCAGGCUGGGCCAUGCCCUGCUUGGGAUAUUGCCAUCGGAGAGGCUUUAUGUGAUCCUUGAUUUGAUCAGGAGUCCUUUACAGGGAAUGGGAGUAGGUUUGAGAGCUGACACAUCCCAGGGAACAGCAGGUGACACUGAGUGACACCAAGCCAGCCUGGGAGGAGCAUUCCCAGCUCAGGGCACAGUGUGACAACCCUCAGGUCCAAGUCCUGGUGCUGCUCCCAACAAAGAGAGUCCUGACAGCUGCUGGUGGUUCAGGGCUCCAGCAUGGUUAAACCUGAUAGCAAGAUGAAAAAAACACAGGGAAACCUCCCUUCAGGUAUUUUCAGGGGAUCCCAUUUCCCUGAGAAAGGGCUGAGGGAGAGCUGGCACCGGGCUUGUCUGUGGCUGGACUCAUUCCCACCCAAAAAUCCCACGUCCAAGGGUGCAGCCACAGCCCACAGACACAGCCAGGGAUAUUCCACUUUGCUGCCUCCAAGAGCCACUAGGAAUUCCUAAACCUUCCCUCCCUGGCUGUGGGACCUUUUGGAGCUUUGCUGGGAGAGGAGGGACAGAGCUGAGCCCUGGAGAGCUGAGGGGUCCCCCUACACAGGGAGUCCUGCACAGGGCGAUGAUGGGGGAGGAAAAAGAAAGCAAAAAACCUGCUUUCAAAAUGCUUUUUUAAAAUUUUUUGAGGAAAAAGCCCAGCCCAGACCCCAGGAAGCCUCCAAGACCCCCCUUUUCCCAGUGCCAGCUCACAGUUCGUAUCCAGGUGAUGACAAACUACGGGAGUUAUCAGCCAGGUGUUCCAACAGCAACAAUUUAACAUCUUCAAAUCUUGCUUUUCGAGAUGUUUUAUAGCACAUCCACGUCUGCAUCUGUAUUUGGUGGCAGUGCCAGCCCCUGGGAGGGAACAGGAGAUGCCAACUGGGUGGCUGUGCCAGCCAGUGGCUCUGAGCAGGGACCAAGCAGGACAAUACUGGGGGUGAAUGGGGUAGCUGAGAGCAGAGACAAGGAAAUCCAAGGAAAAUCCAAG
This is a messenger RNA of Chiroxiphia lanceolata (lance-tailed manakin), 6537 nucleotides long. RefSeq names its product leucine rich repeat containing 7 (gene LRRC7). Gene Ontology annotation, molecular function: protein binding. Lineage: Eukaryota; Metazoa; Chordata; Aves; Passeriformes; Pipridae. Gene Ontology annotation, biological process: neurotransmitter receptor transport postsynaptic membrane to endosome; neurotransmitter receptor transport, endosome to postsynaptic membrane. Gene Ontology annotation, cellular component: adherens junction; postsynaptic density; postsynaptic membrane. The record is from RefSeq and is a predicted model, not a curated record.